GAAAAAACAAACAAAAAAACCCCCCUUAUAAUAAUAAGCGAUUGGUUGUUUGGAAACACAAAACCGCUGAAUGUAAACGCAGGAACAGGACUCUUGAGACUGGAUGGUUGUGCUGGUUAAAGCUCUUGUUCUAGUGUUAUUCUGAAGUUUUAAUAACUGGAUUUGUCGCAUUCAGCAGUAAAGCGAAAAAAAAGAGAAACUCCUCCUCUACCAAUCUGAUUAAAUACCACAGUCUGUAGUGUAUACUGUUAGAAGGCGUUUACUAUUAUUCAGAAUGAACGUGCCGAAAAGCGGUUAUCGCGUCUUCUCUGCUAACUCCACCGCCUCAUGCACCGAGCUGGCGAAAAAGAUCACGGAGCGUCUUGGAGUGGAGUUGGGCAAGUCUGUUGUUUACCAGGAGGCGAACAGAGAAACUAGAGUUGAUGUCAAAGAGUCUGUUCGAGGCCAAACAAUCUUUAUCAUCCAGACCAUUCCAAGAGAUGUUAACACAGCAAUCAUGGAGCUGCUAGUCAUGGCAUAUGCACUCAAAACCUCCUGCGCCAAAAACAUUAUUGGCGUCAUCCCUUAUUUUCCAUAUAGCAAACAGUGCAAGAUGAGGAAGAGGGGAUCCAUAGUGUGUAAACUGUUGGCGUCCAUGCUUGCCAAAGCAGGUUUGACGCACAUCAUCACGAUGGACCUGCAUCAGAAGGAGAUCCAGGGUUUCUUCAGUUUCCCUGUGGAUAAUCUGCGUGCUUCUCCAUUCCUUCUGCAGUACAUUCAAGAAGAGAUCCCUGAUUAUAGAAAUGCCAUUAUUGUUGCGAAGUCUCCGUCUGCUGCUAAAAGGGCUCAGUCAUAUGCAGAGCGGCUGCGUCUGGGCCUGGCUGUUAUUCAUGGAGAGGCUCAGUGUUCUGAAUCGGACAUGGCAGAUGGGCGACACUCUCCUCCUUGCGUGCGCAACACGACCGGCCAAACAGGCCUUGAACUACCAUUAAUGAUGGCCAAGGAGAAACCACCCAUUACAGUGGUAGGAGAUGUUGGAGGACGCAUCGCCAUCAUUGUUGAUGACAUCAUUGAUGAUGUAGAAGACUUUGUGGCAUCAGCAGAGAUCCUGAAGGAGAGAGGAGCCUAUAAGAUUUAUAUCAUGGCCACCCAUGGCCUGCUGUCUGCCGAUGCGCCACGCCUCAUUGAGGAGUCUGCCAUAGAUGAGGUGGUGGUGACAAACACAGUCCCACAUGAGGUGCAGAAGCUGCAGUGCCCAAAGAUCAAGACAGUGGAUGUGAGCAUGAUCCUGGCCGAGGCCAUCCGCCGUAUCCACAAUGGCGAGUCCAUGGCCUACCUUUUCCGCAACAUCACUGUCGAUGAUUAGGCUUAGCUUUGACCUUACUGUGGAAGGGAAGUCUUUACAAAGAAUUGAGCAGGCGAUUCCUCCUCUUGUGCAUGUGCUAGGAGUGCCAUGAUUUUCUAAAAAAAAAAGGGCCUUUAAACCAAUAAUAUUAGUUUAUUUAAAUAUACAGUCAUGUCCAUAAGUAUUUGGACAGUGAUGUGAUUUUUCAUGAUUUUGCCUCUGUACACCAACACAAUGGAUUUGAAAUAAAACAAAGAUGUGAUUGAAGUGAUGUGAUAGAAUUUUAGCUUUAAUUCAGUGUAUUUAAUAAAAAUAUAUUUCAUUAACCAAUUAGGAAUUACAGCCAUUUUUUACAUAGUGCCUACACAGACUCAAAAAUAAUUGGAUAAACUAACAAUUAUGUGCAUCAUUUUUAAUACUUGGAUGCUUAUACUUUGCAGUCAGUGACCACAUGAAGUCCGUGGGUUCCACAAAUCACCAAAUGCUGAGUUUCCUCCCUUUAGCUGCUUUGCUCCGUCUUUAUUGCAGCCGCCUUCAGUUUCUGCUCGUUUGUGGGUCUUUCUGUCUUCAGUAAGUGAAAAGCAUGCUAACUUGGGUUGACUGACUCAGCCAUUUAAGAACAUUCCAUUUCUUUGCCUUAAGAAACUCUUGGGUUGCUUUAGCUGUAUGUUUUGGGUCAUUAUCCAUCUUUACUGUGAAGCACUGUUUUAUCAGUUUUGCAACAUCUGACUGAAUCUGUGUAGGUUGUAUAGCUCUAUAUACUUCAGGAUUCAUCCUACUACUUCUGUCAGCAGUAAACGCCAGUGAUCUAGUUCCAUUGGCAGACGUACUUGACAGAUGUACCUGUGCUUUGGAUCAUGAGCCCUUGCUUUCCUCUUCCAUACUCUUCUCUUGCCAUUCUGGUACAAGUUAAUCAUGGCUUCAUUUAUCCAAAGACUUUUUUGUUCCAGAGCUGCUUAAGAUUUCUAGCAAAGUCUAAUCUGGUCUUUCUAUCCUUGAGUGUUACCAGUGGUUUGCAUCUUGAGGUAAACCCUUUGUUUUUACAUUCAUGAAGGCAUCACUCGAUUGUAUACUUUGACAAGGAUAGCCCUACCUUCUCUAGAGGUGUUCUUGACUUAGCUAGGGGUUGUGAAGGGAUUUUACUUCACCAAGGAAUGAAUUCAACAAACAUCAACUUUAGUUGUCUUCUGUGGUCUUCCAGGCCUUUUGGUGUUGCUCAGCUUGUCAGUGCAUUCCUUCUUUUUAAGAAUGUACUAAAUUGUUGAUUUGGCUACUCAUAAAGUUUCUGCUAUCUCUCUGACAAGAAUGUGUGUUUUUGUUUUUUAGCCUAAUGACAGCCUCCUUCAUUUUCAUCAACACCUCUUUGGACUGCAUAUUGAAAGUUCUCAUGAACAGCUACCAAAUGCAAAUUCAACACUUUGAAUGAACUCCAGACCUUUUAGCCUUCUUAUUGUGAAAAUGGAAGGACGAUGUAAAAAUAGCUGUAAUUCCUAAAGGGUUGAUGCAAUAAUUUUAUUAAAUGUCUUGAAUUAAAGUUGAAAUUCUACACUUCGGUCACAUCUUGAUUACUUCAUUUCAAAUCCAUUGUGGUAGUAUACAGAGGCAAAAUAGUAAAAAAUUGUCACUUAUGAGCCGGUCUGUGUAUGAAACAAACGGUUUGAGGCCAGAUGAAGUACAAAUUUAACUUGCAUUUAAGGAACCGACAGUUGUUGCAAUAUGAAGGCAGUCUCUCUUACAUUUGUGCACUACUGGAAGCUAUAUAGCUCUAAACGGCUGCAGCAAUACCUGAUACAUAUAUGCAAGAGUCUUGAAUGAUGAUCUUUUGCUUGCUGAAGUAGUCUGUCAAAAAAGGAAUGUGCUCAGAAUCUGUUUUGCUAAAAACAGUUUGUAGUUUGAGUAUUGGUUGAUUUCAGAAAGCUCUUUAAUAAAAUUGUCCAAUAUUAAUGCUAAAGCCAAUAUGACCUAAAACUAACUGUAAAAACUAUCCAUAUGCUCUAUGCUGAUUUGUUUAUUAAGAAUGGUUAAGUCUUAAUUCCAAAAAUGUAAAGAUUAACAAAACCCAAAAUUAAACUCCUUUAUACUGACAGAUAAUAUCCAUACAAGACGUGUUAGUGUACACUUGUUCAUAUUUGUGCCGGCAUACUAUGUACAGAUUUUAUUUUAAAAGAAAAACAAUGUCUCUGGGCGUUGCCCUCUUUCUCUCUCUGAGGUUCAAAUAUCGCGCUUGGAGUACAAAUCGUGAAGUCACCUACACCCUACAUGACAUACGGAGGCUAGUGGAGGUCAUGGACACAUCACUUCUAAAUUGUUGUAAACAAACCUAAAGAUGCCGAGUGUCAAGCAUUUGGGUGUGAAAAUAAGCCUGAACAUUGAUCAUUUUAUGUGACAUGCUUUUGCUUGUUUUCAUUCACUGAGAAAAGCGAUCUUUUUAGAUGACAAGAAUUGUGUUGCUAUGACAGUGACCACUGUUUACUAGUACCCGUGUCAGUACUGCAUAUAUGUUAUCUAGCCAAGCGAGAUAUAAACUUCAUAAAAGUGAAGUCUGUUGACUUGUGUAUUUUGUUGACAGCAAAAAUCACAUGGUUACAGAAAACUUCUGAUUAGAUUUUUAGAAUGAGAAGUCUUUGUCAUAUGUACAUUACAGCACAGUGAAGUUCUUUCUUCUCCAUCUGAAGCAGCGAACACAGACACAGAGGGAGAGCAGUGGCACCUGGCUAUUAUUAUUAGUUUUUAAAUUGAAUUAGAAGCCUUUAUUUGAUGGCUCUGUGUAACGAAGACAGUGGUGUAUUAGUGAACUGGUUACAUCACAAGUGUCUGUUUUCAGUGCAAAUGGUUGCGGCCAGGUAAGCCUAUUUUUUUAGCAAUAUCGUAACUUUUAAAAUGGAUACACUGUUAUUUUAUAAAGGUUUAUUUAUAAUUUUUAAAUGCGCGGAGGGCACAUCAGGGCACUUGCCGUGAUCUGCAAACGGCAUUUAUUUUUGGGUUUUGUUUGAUUUGCAAGGAAAAAACCUUGCAUAUCUCUGAAUCCAAGUCACAUAGUUUAUUGUUGUGUUCCUAUAUUUUGCAUCUUGGAAGUGGGGUAGAGCCAUUUUCAGACUUUACAAACAUUAAUAGUUUAUACUGAUGUGAUCAUAAUGUUGCUAUAAUUAAUCUUUUACAAUACAAUUCUUUACAUUACUCACUUUUCACAGUAUUAUUUGCAAUGUCUCACCCAUCACUUCCACUUCCUGUUCAGAACUAAUUCCUAUUGGAUGGCAUUCAGGCAGGUGGUGAGUGAGUGUGACCCUGUGAGAGAGACAGCAGUUGCUUUGGCAACCAUAUUCAAAGUUGGUUCCUUGUUGUACUUUAUCUGUCAGUUUCCCCAACUCAUCUGGCCUGCAUUCCAACUAUACAGAACAGAUGAUUUUUUUUUUGUGAAGUUAUGUCACUGUACAUGAUUUUAUAACCAUAUUUUUGUAAAUAAAGAAAAUGCUUGAA
Molecule: messenger RNA, 4801 nt
Organism: Neoarius graeffei (lesser salmon catfish)
Lineage: Eukaryota; Metazoa; Chordata; Actinopteri; Siluriformes; Ariidae
Product: phosphoribosyl pyrophosphate synthase-associated protein 1
Exons: 10
Coding region: 275-1345 (356 amino acids)
Biological process (GO): purine nucleotide biosynthetic process; 5-phosphoribose 1-diphosphate biosynthetic process
Cellular component (GO): cytoplasm; ribose phosphate diphosphokinase complex
Molecular function (GO): ribose phosphate diphosphokinase activity; magnesium ion binding
Source: RefSeq, a predicted model, not a curated record